Gadus chalcogrammus (walleye pollock) is the source of this 1822-nucleotide messenger RNA. It is a transcript of the gene gmppaa, whose product is annotated as GDP-mannose pyrophosphorylase Aa. Gene Ontology annotation, biological process: biosynthetic process. The transcript has 13 exons. Bases 90 to 1373 code for a protein of 427 amino acids. Gene Ontology annotation, molecular function: transferase activity. Gene Ontology annotation, cellular component: cytoplasm. NCBI's taxonomy places the organism in Eukaryota, Metazoa, Chordata, Actinopteri, Gadiformes, Gadidae. The record is from RefSeq and is a predicted model, not a curated record.
AAGUGGACAGUGUGACGUGGAUAUGCACUUUCUACCGAAGCUGCACUAUUCUGCCUGACAGGGACUGCCACUGUGUUAUUUUAUCAAAGAUGUUGAAGGCGGUUAUUUUAAUUGGAGGUCCCCAAAAAGGGACACGGUUCAGGCCGCUUUCAUUUGAGGUUCCUAAGCCUUUGUUUCCAGUGGCCGGGGUGCCUAUGCUGCAGCAUCACAUUGAAGCAUGCGCCAAGGUACCAAAUAUGAAGGAGAUCCUGCUUAUUGGCUUUUAUCAGCCAAACGAAGAGCUGACGAGGUUCUUGUUCACUUCCCAGCAGGAAUUCAAAAUCACCAUAAGGUACCUGCAGGAGUACGCAGCGCUGGGCACUGGCGGGGGCCUGUACCACUUCAGAGACCAGAUCCUGUCGGGCGGCCCCCAGGCCUUCUUCGUCUUGAACGCGGACGUGUGCUCGGAGUUCCCCCUGCCCGAGAUGCUGGCCUUCCACCAGGAGCACGGAGACCCCAGCAGCCUGGUCAUCCUGGGAACGACGGCAAACAGGACGCAGUCGCUCAACUACGGCUGUAUUGUUGAAAACCAGGAAACCAAUGAGGUCCUGCACUACGUGGAGAAGCCCGGCACGUUUGUGAGCGACAUCAUCAACUGCGGCAUCUACCUGUUCACGCCCGAUAUCUUCCAGCACAUCGCCGGCGUCUUCCAGAAGAACCAGCAGGACAUUCUGUUGUAUCCGUAUGACGGAGAGGAGCCGGCCAACGGCUGGCACCGGGCCGCCGCCAUCCGCCUGGAGCAGGACAUCUUCACGGCUCUGGCCGGGCAGGGCAAGCUGUACGUGUACAAAACCCUCAGCUUCUGGAGCCAGAUCAAGUCAGCCGGGUCCGCCAUCUAUGCCAGCCGGCUCUACCUCAACCGCUACCACAUAACCCACCCAGAGAGACUGGCCUGCAACCAGGAUGGAGGGCCCAAAAUAAGCGGUACCGUCUACAUUCAUCCAACGGCCAAUAUUGACCCUUCUGCUGUGCUUGGUCCCAACGUGUCCAUCGGGACGGGGGUGACCAUCGGUGCCGGAGUGAGGGUUAGAGAGUCCAUCAUCCUGCACGGAGCCUCACUACAGGAUCAUUGCUGUGUUUUGAACUGCAUCGUUGGAUGGGACAGCACCAUUGGAAAGUGGGCGAGAGUGGAGGGAACCCCGAGUGACCCCAACCCAAAUGACCCCUACGCAAAGAUAGACAGCGAGACGCUCUUCAGAGACAGCAAGCUAACGCCAUCCAUCACCAUCCUGGGCUGCAACGUGACUAUACCGUCAGAAGUGAUCAUCCUGAACUCCAUUGUCCUCCCGCACAAAGACCUGAACCGCAGCUUCAAGAAUCAAAUCAUUCUCUAGUUCAUCUUCCGCCUGCCGCACCCACCGAGUGUCACGAUGAAGGAUAAAGAACGUGCCGGCCCUGAACGCCGAGUUACUGUAUAUAGCAUGUCACAACGGUAGAGGUAUGGGACAUUUAUUAAGUGGGUCGUAUGAUAGAUUUUUAUAGAUAUAUAUAUUUGUGAAGCCUCAAGUGUCAGCAAAGAGUACAGCAGUGAAAUCAUGCAUAGUGAUUCACCUUGAAGUGAUGCCAGAACUUUAUAUUAGGAUAGGAUGACGUUUGUUAGUCUUUUAAAAUAACAGCACACAGCCAUGUAAUAUAUUUGACUGGAUGAUAGAUGGAAUUGAGACAUUGGACAAGCAAGGGUGACUUGACGACGGUUUGGGAACUUGCCAAAUUCAAAGCCUUUUGUAAUAAUUAAAUAAAAAGCAAAGUAUUGUUGGUAACUUGUGUCCUCAUUACAAGUUCA